AUGAACAUGACUCAACAAGAAGACCCCGAAGCACCCCAGGAUGUUAGACAGUCACAAAUGAGCAAAACCUCGACCGUCGAGGGAGACUUUGGCGGCGACGUUGGUAGCAUGAUGUCUUACCCACUGGCAUCUAGCUCUGAGGAGGACCCGGAACCUCAACCCUAUGAGGAAGACUCUUUGGCACCUCUGGUGGAUAAGCGAGAAGAAGACGCUUCGUACAAAGCACGUUGGGGGGCGAGGACUGAAGAUGGAACAAACCACAAAGGUUUGUUAUUCUCCUCCGCCCACCGAUAUGAAAUGUAG
This is a messenger RNA of Cryptococcus wingfieldii CBS 7118, 303 nucleotides long. RefSeq lists its product as hypothetical. NCBI's taxonomy places the organism in Eukaryota, Fungi, Basidiomycota, Tremellomycetes, Tremellales, Cryptococcaceae. The record is from RefSeq and is a predicted model, not a curated record. Bases 1 to 303 code for a protein of 100 amino acids. The transcript is spliced from 2 exons.